AUAACAAAUAGGGUCGUUGCCAUGUUAGUUGGUCCAAAACAUUGAGAGAGAGUGUUUCUUAACAAAGUGUGGUCAAAAUUCAAGUUAUAAAAUGCAAAGCUUGAGUGAAUAAGUGUCGUGAUUUUAGCAAAAUACGUAUUUACGAACAAAGGAAGCAGUGAAGCAAGACAGCAGUCAUUUUAUAACGGGACGUAGUUUCAACGCAUGCUCUAUGCACAGUAUCCUAGUGAUGAUUUUAUGUAGCGGCGUCGAAUAAGAAUUUUGAUUUGACGUGUUGUGUAAAGCUUUUGGUUGUAUAUCUAAUAUGAUAUUCUCUGAAUUGUGUAUCAAAGAACUGUUUGAGAAAUGUUACGAAUUGUAAAGUGAUAUUUUAUAGUGCUGUCUUUGAGAUAAUGCAAUGAACCGCAUCUUUUAUCAUGUAGGACCAGCGUGUUCCAGCAAAUAAUCGUGUUUCAAAUAAUAUUAAACUAAAGUGCAUGUAGGUUACUUGCUAAGUAGAUUUAUUUAUUUUUAAAAUGUACGCUAAAGGAAAGGGAUCAACAGUGCCGUCCGAUGCACAAGCUAGGGAAAAGUUGGCAUUGUACGUUUACGAGUAUUUACUGCACGUCGGUGCCCAAAAGGCUGCCCAAACUUUCUUAUCUGAGAUACGAUGGGAGAAAAAUAUAACGUUAGGAGAACCACCAGGAUUUUUACAUUCAUGGUGGUGUGUUUUUUGGGAUUUGUAUUGUGCGGCUCCAGAAAGAAGGGACACUUGUGAGCAUUCUUCAGAAGCAAAGGCUUUUCAUGAUUACGGUUUCGUAAAUUCUGGGUAUGGAGUAAAUGGCAUAGCACAUGGCAUGUUUCAGAACACAGGACCCGCUCCAAGUCCUUUGGGUCAAAUGCCGCCUGCUGAUGGCAUGCCAAGUGGUCCUUUACCUCCUGGAUUCUUCCCUAAUUCAACAUUACGUCCGUCGCCACCAACGCAUCCUUCAAGUCAACCCUCGCCGCAUUCACAACCCCCACCACCACAUUCACAAAUUAUGACAUCACAACCGUUUAUGGGCCCAAGAUAUCCAGCGGGCCCCAGGCCCGGAGUAAGAAUGCCUCAAAUUGGAAGUGAUUUUAAUGGACCGCCAGGACAGCCUUUGAUGCCGAAUAACAUGGAUCCUACGAGGCAAGGUGAAGGCGGAGAAUUUGUAGGUUGGCAAGGUCCACCAGCAGCUAUGAAUAGAAUGAACCCACCAAGGGGGCCUUCCAUGGCACCUUUAGGACCAGGUACCUACGGCCCAGGAUUGAGAGGGCCACCGCCUAAUAGUAGUUUAGGUCCAGGGGGGCCAAUGCCUCCUAUGACGAUGACAGGCCCUGGUGGACGACCGCAAUGGCAACCUAGCACGUCGACGCCGAUGAACUAUUCGUCAUCAUCACCAGGCAACUAUGGGGGACCUCCAGGAUCCGCAGGCCCCGCUGGCCCCGGCACUCCCAUCAUGCCUAGCCCUCAAGACUCGAGUAAUUCUGGCGGAGAGAACAUGUACACGCUAAUGAAACCCGCCGUGGGUGGCAACAUGCCAGGGGAUUUCCAGAUGGGGGGUGGGCCGGAUGGAUCGGGCCCCAUGGGACCCAUGGGGCCUAACUCAAUGGGACCGGUGUUAAACGGAGAUGGGAUGGACGGUAUGAAGAACUCCCCUGCCAAUGGUGGACCGGGUACGCCAAGAGAGGAUAGCGGAAGUGGCAUGGGGGACUAUAAUAUUGGAUUUGGAGGAGGCGAAAACGACCAAACGGAAUCGGCUGCUAUUUUGAAAAUAAAAGAGAGCAUGCAAGAGGAGGCCAAGAGGUUUGAGAAAGACUCGGACCACCCUGAGUAUUUUAUGCAAUAACUCCCCUCCCUCGCCUCUUGGGCUGGUGGACGCCUCUUCCUCUUCCUAACCUGUACUAACACGGGCGGUGGUGUGCUCAAUACUCAGCUCUUCCCUGCGCCAACCGACUUCACUAGUCAUGAGUGUUCUGUUCUGUUUGCAGAUAUUCCUGUGAGGCUGAGCUGAGAUAGAGCAACCCGACCUGACCCGGACACCAUUGGACAAUUGCAGUCGUUACGGUCCUUCAACUCCCAACCACUACUAGCACACCACAGAACCAGCCUCAAAAAGUAUCAGACACACAAGCCUCCAUCAUUCAAUGUCCACCAGCCUAGGCAUAGACUGUCAGGUAACGGGGGAAGCAAACUGACCAAGUAUGAGGAAAUUGAUUCUACUUCCUCUGAAGGUUCACAGUUCAAUCUUGGGCCUCCAUAUUAAACUUUUGUUUGUAUUAAGUACAGUUGUAUUUUUCUUUAAUGCAAUGUAGUAUACAUUUUUUAACAUGGAAAUGUCAAAUUUAAUUUAUAAAAUUAAUCUAAAUUAUUACCGAGAUGUCAGCUAUACAAUUUUCCUAUAACUGUGCAGUUUGUUUGGUAAAACCCUCUUACCUGAAAGUCUAUAUAAGGUUGGAUGUUUCACAGCGUUCUGUGUUGUCGUGUACUACUUGCAUGUGUCUACAUUCCUCCACGGGGCAGAUUAAAGUUGGCUGAGGUUAGGCCAGUUAAAAGCCGCUACUGGACAUCACAAACUGUAGUUUUAUAUAAAUUUUUACAGUAGAUUUUUAAGCGACUCUAAUCCGCCCCUGCCUGUUAUUUAUUUUCACCUCUAUGUGUACAUGCAAAACUUAAGUGCAAGGAGUUCUAUAAAGUUUCCAGUGUAACUAAACACAGAUUAUGUUCUUAAAUACUGUACCUUUUCCAUCAGAUUGUUUCGUAUCACUUUUACUUAAUUAAAAAUUAUGAUCUUGGACCGUAUUAGGGUAAGAUAAACGAUUAUUAUUUAUAAAAGUUUCUCUUAAAAAUAUAUACUUAAAUGAGUUAUUAGAAUAUUAAUUUUAUGGAUGUUUGUAUGAAAGUAUUGAUUGAUAUGUGAUAUGAAAAUAUUGUGAAAAUGUAUGAUUCAUUUAAUAUUGUUUUCUUUUUUGUAUGAUGGAUAAUAAAUAUUAAAAGUU
Molecule: messenger RNA, 3003 nt
Organism: Anoplophora glabripennis (Asian longhorned beetle)
Lineage: Eukaryota; Metazoa; Arthropoda; Insecta; Coleoptera; Cerambycidae
Gene: Ssdp
Product: single-stranded DNA-binding protein 3
Exons: 12
Coding region: 516-1853 (445 amino acids)
Biological process (GO): positive regulation of transcription by RNA polymerase II
Cellular component (GO): nucleus
Molecular function (GO): protein binding; single-stranded DNA binding
Source: RefSeq, a predicted model, not a curated record